ACAAUUCUUUUCAACAGUCGGACGCAAAACGAAGGUCAUCCAAAAUGGUUCGUUCUGGGUGUUGGACAAGUCAUAAAAGGGUUAGAUAUUGCUAUGAUGAAUAUGUGCCCUGGAGAAAAACGGAAAGUGAUCAUUCCUCCAUCACUAGCAUAUGGACAGCAAGGAUAUGCACAGGGCAAGAUCCCACCCAAUGCCACACUGAUCUUUGAGAUUGAACUUUAUGCAGUAAAUAAGGGACCUCGCAGUGUUGAAGCAUUUAAUCAAAUUGACAAGGACAAUGACAAGAAACUCUCUGAGCUUGAGAUAAGCCAGUAUUUGAAAGAAGAAUUUGCAAGAGAUGGCAAAAAACGUCAUCCCUCUGCCCAUGAUGAAAUCUUAACUGAUAUAUUUAAGAAGAACGACCAUGAUGGAGAUGGUUUCAUAUCAGCAAAGGAGUACAAUGUCUACCAGCAUGAUGAACUUUGAGUACUUAAAAAAAAUCUUUGCCUGUUUUCUGGACACUGAAUUUUAAAUAAUAAUACUUUGUCACAUAAUUUUUUGUGUUUUUUUUAUAGUGGCAUCUUUUUAUAUCUCUUAAGGUGACUGUAAAAAUCUUAUUUUUAACAUUCAGCUACUGAAAUGUUUCAAGAUAUUUCAAAAGAAAAGAAAUAAAAUUGGAAAACACC
Molecule: messenger RNA, 665 nt
Organism: Apaloderma vittatum (bar-tailed trogon)
Lineage: Eukaryota; Metazoa; Chordata; Aves; Trogoniformes; Trogonidae
Gene: FKBP7
Product: FK506 binding protein 7
Exons: 3
Molecular function (GO): calcium ion binding; peptidyl-prolyl cis-trans isomerase activity
Source: RefSeq, a predicted model, not a curated record